AUGUCGUCUCAACCUACUUCACAAGUUUCAAACUCCAACAGUAAAACCACUUCUUCUGCGGCAACCUCCUCCAGACAGCAAGUCAGUAACAGUAGAGGGAACCCUCAAUUGCAGGAGGAAUGGUGUGACGAAGACGGAGAGUUCGAGCUUGAAGAGGAUGAUAUAAAUCAAACCGAACAAUCUAUUGAUGCAAAGCAAGGAUCUUCCGGAUCAAUUGAACAAAAUGUUGAUGAUAAUGAGGGUGAUAAUACUUUUUCGAAUCAAAAAAAGUCUCUCAUAGACUAUAACAGUUCGUAUAAAGCAGACGAUGUUAAAUCACCAAAUAACCAAGUUAGUUCAUCACCAUCUUUAUUACAAAAUGCCGAUGCAAAUGAAAAUGAUAAUUUCCGGAAAACUAAAUAUGGUCGUAAAGUUCAAAGGCCAGUUUUGUUUACCCCAGAGACUAAGAAAUCACAAUCCGACACCAAAAAAAGAUCAUCAACUAACAAAUCGUCUGGAAAACGACCACGAAGAUUGUCUAACGUGUCGCAUAAUCUAACAUCACCAAAUUCACAACAAAGUUCCCCGCAAUCCGUGUCGACUCCCAAAUUAUCUCAAAAUGUAUCGCAUAUCACUCUACCGGAGGUUGAGAUAAAGAUUGAACACGAGUUGGAACAAGCCGUCGCUGAUGAUGUUGUUUGUAUUCUUUGUCAUGAUGGUAGUUCACCGAAGCAUAAUAGGAUAGUCUUGUGUGACAAAUGUGAUACUCCUUAUCAUCAACAGUGUCAUAAACCAUCAGUCGAGGACCGCGUGGUCGAAAUACCCGACGCUGAAUGGAUGUGUUCAAAAUGUGACGAUUUACGCGAACGCAAGCGUAGAAAGCUUGAUGCUACAUCUGUCAGUGGUUUAAAUUCCAGCGGUUCUUCUCGUUACUCAAGAGAAAUUUCUGGUGAUGGAUUAACGGAAGAACAGAAAAUAGCAUAUUUGUCCUCUUUGCCACAACGAGUAUUAAUUGAUUUAAUACUCAUUGCUGAAAAAUUACAUCCAGAUCUUCCCCUUUAUCCUGCCGAUGUUAAAGAAAAGGUCGCGAAUAAUGCUUAUUCGAUGAGCGAUCGUUCUCAUUCAAUGAGUAAUGAUCCUCGCGUUUUGGCUAUAUCUACGUCUUUGCCACAUCAACCUUUUCUAUCACAGAUUUCUAUUCCGCAACAACCACCGCGACAAUCGUCGCUACAACCGACGCAAAAUUAUCAAUCUUCUAUCAAUAAUAAUAAUCUAUCAAGGGCUCAUUUACCGGCCGUUGGUAUAGAUCUACCUUCAUAUGAAGAAAUGAUCGUACAAGCACUCGCAUCAAUCGCAAAUCCAGAUGGAAGUGCUCCUCGAAACAUUUUUGAUUGGAUGAAUAGUACGUAUCCUCUUCAUAAAAAUUUUCGAGCUUCAGCUUCUCAAGCUUUACAAAAAGCCGUGAAGAAAGGUCGCGUGUUUAGAAUUGGAACCGUGUACAAAAAUAAUCCCAGUUAUCGACCUACUAAGAGAACUCGUCGAUAUUUUAAAAGACCAAACUCUAAUGAACCUUCUGGUCAGGAUGGUAUAUAUGAGAUAGCUGUGAGAUUGGAUGAUAAUGAGAAUUUCCCUUCUGUUCAUGAUAUAGAAGAACGAAAUCCGAGCCUUACGUCAUCGGCUAUAUCUAGUCCACCGCCAAAUGCCAUUUCUAAUGGUCACACGACAGUGACUUCACCUGAAGCGCAUUCGCCAUUGGAUGAGAUGCCAAAUAAGGUCGUUUCUGUCAUGAUCAAUGAACCUUCAUCAUUGGGUUCAAUCGUUUCCAAACAAUCUAUAAUAUCACCAGUAAUUGGUAGAAGUACAUCAUCAUUAUCUUCCACAAUAAAUAUCCAACCCGACUUGCCCUCAACAUUACUGCCACCUCCUAUACAACCGACAUUGCCUUCUUUGAGCUCGGUCGCUCCGUAUUUUGGUUAUGGUGGAAAUAAGCAAAAUCCAAUGUAUUCUACAUUUUCUUUCACCCCGACACAAACGGGUGGGUAUAAUACUGGACUCCCAUCUUUACAUAACACCUCUUUGUCACGAGAUCAUGAGAGUGUUCAAGGAUCUGGAAAUUCUAGUUCAUCGACGCACCUUCAAUAG
Funneliformis mosseae is the source of this 2121-nucleotide messenger RNA. Lineage: Eukaryota; Fungi; Glomeromycota; Glomeromycetes; Glomerales; Glomeraceae. The record is from the annotation of a GenBank genome assembly.